Messenger RNA from Toxorhynchites rutilus septentrionalis, 942 nucleotides. RefSeq names its product trypsin 3A1-like. The transcript has a single exon. Gene Ontology annotation, molecular function: serine-type endopeptidase activity. Lineage: Eukaryota; Metazoa; Arthropoda; Insecta; Diptera; Culicidae. The coding region runs from base 17 to 814 and encodes 265 amino acids. Gene Ontology annotation, biological process: proteolysis. The record is from RefSeq and is a predicted model, not a curated record.
AUACUUCAGUAUCACAAUGGGAAAAAGAUCAAAAUCAAACUUCCGCGCAUUCACGUGCAGUUCCAUUUCGCUGGGCAUGGCUAUUAUCGGCGUGUCUUGUAUAUAUACCAUAUCCGGGGAAAUUUAUGGUGGCGACAUUGAAAACAUUGUAAAUAUACCGUAUAUAGUGUCCCUCAGCUCUCCCAAAUUGACAACCUGGGAAGGAUUUUUUUGUGGCGGAUCAAUUAUUUCUCCCUCGUGGGUCCUUACAGCGGCUCAUUGCGCAAAGCAUGUGCAACCCGACGAACUGUUUGUUCGUGCAGGAUCACGGUUCAUGCACAAAGGAGGACAGGUUCGAAAUGUGACCAGAGUUAUCGUACAUGAGCUUUACAAUGGAGAGUCUCAAAAUGAUCGCGACAUCGCCCUCUUGGAAUUAGCCUCACCGUUGGUCAUGAGGAAAACCGUCCAAGAUAUAGAUCUGUACGAUUUCAAUGAUAAAUAUGCCACUGGUGAAAUGUGUAUGGUUGCUGGUUGGGGUAGAACGAGAUCAUCUAUAGGUGCCAUGAAACGUCUGCACAGCGUUAUGGUCCCGCUAGUGGAUUUUGAUGAGUGCAAGCAGAUUUUCGCCAAAGUUAGUCGGGUGAUUACCAAACAGAUGCUGUGCGCGGGAGUACGUAAAAAGGAUAGCUGUACGGGAGACUCCGGUGGACCGCUGGUAUGUAGAAACAAACUUGUUGGAGUCACUUCUUUUGGAUCCAAAUGUGGCGCUUCAUACGGAGUAUAUGUGAACGUUUCAACGGUUAGAGGUUGGAUUAUAUUUCAUUCGGGCAUCUAAGGGUGUUUAGAUUAGGAGCCAGAUACUUCACUAUCCUAGGCAAUCAAAAACCAAAAAACACUACCACUGAUAAAUAAAAUAAAAGGAUGCUGUGAAGUAUAGAUCAUGAUGUAGAAAAAUGAAACAAA